CCACAACAGCCCCCGCGCCUGCUUGACCACCAUAAGACCGCACACACGCAUACGCAUGUCGACACCGGCCAGCCGGAGGAACACCGCGGAGGGCGUCUUGGAACCGGACAUCACCUCGUCACACUCGCUGUGACUGCUACUGAGGCAUUGAGCCCGCGCACCCGCGCACCACCGCACCACGCCAUGACCGAAGUCCUGCACACGCCGCGCGAGGGCUCGCCGUUCGGCGGCCCUGCCAUGGCACGCACCACCUCGUCGAACAACCUGUACAGCGCCCUGGCCUCGCCGCGGCGGAACCACUUCUCGCUCAACGACCUGCGCGUGCAGGCCGAGCCGUCCGAGUCGUCUCGCGCCUCGUCCCUGCACUCCGAGUCCUCCAGCAGCCUGUCGCUGGACACCAGGCUCGACGAGUCGAGCAGCGAAGACGACGCCCUCGCCUUCCCCGACUACAGCAAGAGUCGGCGGAGCUACGGCACCGCCACCGACGCCUACGAGCACGACGACUCGCCGAGCAUCAAGAUCAGCGGCGAGCAAUUACCGCCGUUCGAGCGCCCCACAGCCGUCGAAGAUCCGUUUUCAUCCGACACGCCCUUGACGACACCAGACCCAGUGCCCGUCUCCGAGGACGACACCGCCGUGCGAAAGGAGCCGUCGCAUCACGUGGACUAUCUGUCUUACGUGUGGAGAGAAGAGGACAUCUGGUCCUCGUGGCGACACAUCGUCGAGCACCGGAGCGUUUACGGCGAACGCUCCAGGCUCGAGAAUGCCUCGUGGCGGACGUGGGCCAAGUCGCAAUUCAAAUUAAAGACGGUGUCGCCCGAAACACUUAAUUGGCUCAAAGACGUCGACGUAACAUGGCUGUACGGGCCCAUGCAGCCUGCAUGCAACAGAUUUGCCUCGCAGCAGAAUUCGGAGCCCGUCAGCCGCUUGUCCAAGAGCAGUUCCUUCCUGGGCAAUGUGAGGAAGCCAAUCCUUAAGAAACGCAGCAUGUCGGAGGCAAUGCUGCAGAAGUCCCUGUCGUCGUCAUCACUGGUGGCCGAGGCCGCAGAGAUGGCUCAGCAACAGCGUGCUCCGGCCGCUGUGUCACUUGAGCGCCGGAAACCCCGACCAAUCAUCGGCCGCAAAACCUCCGAUUUCCCCACCGCCUCGUCAUUAAUGUCAAGGACCACGAGUCGGGAACCCACAGAUUAUUUCACCUCAAGAUCCACAUCAGGCCUCCACACGCCGUAUGAUGGCGAGAAGAAGCACAUUCGGUUCGACGACAAUGUCGAGCAGUGCAUCGCAAUUGAGACAAAAGACGGAGACGAGGAUGAAGAUGACUUCAACCACAACCCCUGGGCAUCGCAGAAUGACGAAGAUUCGUCGUCCGAUGAGGGGGUCGUCAUGAUGAAGCGUUCUCGGAAGAACAGAAGGAAGCCGCUAUCAAGAACCUCGUCAAAGACCAGCAUAAGCAGCAGCAAGAUUGGGAACAAGACGAUUGAAAAGCUGCCGUCCACGACAUUAAAGUAUCGAACGGACUCUCCAGACGUUAGCGAGCAGCAACAGUCUCAUUCAUUGGGAUUCUGGAGAUCGAGCAGGUUGUCACCCUCGCCAUCCCAAGAAACCCUUCGACCAUCGCAUCCGUCGUCAAACUUCCUUCUCCCCGAUGAUGAGGACGACGAAGAGGGUUUCAAUCCGUCGGGGGCGUUUGCCGUUCAGCGUACAGCCACACCAACCACGUCGGACCUAUACUCGCAACGAAACAAGCACCUCGGCAUCGCCUCUGAAUCAGGUGGUUUACGGAGGACAGCGUCGGGCAUGAUUGCACCCUUCGAAGACGCCGAUGACGAGCCUCAACGUGGAGGCAUACUAGGCAGCGUUGUAGAUACAGUGAAUACCGCAAGAGACAUAGCACACGUGAUUUGGAACGUGGGGUGGAAGAAUUAAGAGACCGGGAUGUAGAUGAGGAAUGGGAGGUCAUCACUAGCGACAGGCGUUCUCGGCUUCCUUCUACUGUAGCAUUCUUUAGGAUACGGUUCUGUACGGGUACA
Boeremia exigua is the source of this 2030-nucleotide messenger RNA. RefSeq lists its product as uncharacterized. The transcript has 2 exons. Gene Ontology annotation, biological process: protein catabolic process in the vacuole; cellular response to glucose starvation. The coding region runs from base 184 to 1926 and encodes 580 amino acids. The record is from RefSeq and is a predicted model, not a curated record. Lineage: Eukaryota; Fungi; Ascomycota; Dothideomycetes; Pleosporales; Didymellaceae.